UCCGGCCAUAUCCCUGGGAGACGCGCAUUGUGGAGUCGGGAGCAGGCCGUGCCAGUUAGGGUCUCCGGUGGCCGGGACCGCUGUACCGGCCCCGCGGGCGGGAUGUUCCGGGGUUUGAGCAGUUGGCUUGGCUUGGAGCAGCCGGCGGCGAGUGGCCGGCAAUCUGAGGGAGACGGGCAGGUCGAGGGAGACGCUCCACCCCAGCAGUGCUCCGAAGAGGUGUCAGAGUCGGCAGAGGAGGAGCCGCGGCAAGCGGGGGACCAGGAACUCCUUCAUCAGGCAAAAGGCCUCGGCAACUAUCUGUUUAGCUUUGCAACUGCUGCUACAAAAAAGAUAACUGAAUCAGUUGCUGAAACCGCACAAACAAUAAAGAAAUCAGUAGAAGAAGGAAAGAUAGAUGACAUCAUUGAUAAGACAAUUAUAGGAGAUUUUCAGAAGGAACAGAAAAAAUUUGUUGAGGAACAGCUUACCAAAAAGUCAGAAGCAGCAGUACCCCCAUGGGUUGAUAGUAAUGAUGAAGAAACAAUUCAACAACAAAUCUUGGCCUUAUCAGCUGACAAGAGGAAUUUCCUUCGUGACCCUCCAGCUGGAGUGCAGUUUAAUUUUGACUUUGACCAGAUGUAUCCCGUCGCCCUGGUCAUGCUUCAAGAGGACGAGCUGCUGAGUAGGAUGAGAUUCGCCCUUGUUCCUAAACUCGUGAAGGAAGACGUGUUUUGGAGGAACUACUUUUACCGCGUCUCCCUGAUUAAGCAGUCAGCCCAGCUCACAGCCCUGGCCGCCCAGCAGCAGGCCUCCGGGAAGGAGGAGAAGAGCCAUGGCACUGAGGAGGACCUGCCACUGGCAGAGGCAGUACGGCCCAAAACGCCACCUGUCGUAAUCAAAUCUCAGCUUAAAACUCAAGAGGAUGAAGAGGAGAUUUCGACCAGCCCAGGGGUUUCUGAGUUUGUCAGUGAUGCCUUUGAUGCCUGUAACUUAAAUCAGGAGGAUCUGAGGAAGGAAAUGGAGCAACUGGUUCUUGACAAAAAGGAGGAGGAGACAGCCAUUCUAGAAGAAGAUUCUGCAGAUUGGGAAAAAGAACUACAACAGGAACUUCAGGAAUAUGAAGUGGUGACAGAAUCAGAGAAACGAGAUGAAAACUGGGAUAAGGAAAUAGAGAAAAUGCUUCAGGAGGAAAAUUAGCUCUUUCCUGAAAUAAAAGAAUAAUGCUUAACAUUCUGUAACUGACAUUAAAUUCUAGAUGAUGACACUCGCUGAAUCAGAAUGCAAAAAAGAUUGGUAUAACUACGAAAUUCAAGAUUAUUCUUUUUUCAAGCUGAAAUUUGCCUUUUUUGCGUUUAUAAAAAGUAUAUAGAACAGUUAUUCUAAUAAUCAAAAAGGGAUGUUUUAUGUAAUAUUUCUUUAAUAUAAAUCUAGAGAUAUUCAUGUAGUUACUAUGGAUAUCUUUGCCACAGAAAUGCAAGUAAAAUUUUAGAGUUCUGUUUUCCAUGAGGUCAGAAUUAUAAUUUAUUCUUCAAUUGUUUUUUCCUAAACAUUUGUACUUCUUGUUGCAUUUUCACUGAUACAUGUAUUUGUUGAAGUACUUACGUAAUGGAUUGAUAACUAUCAAAAUGACCAAAUUGUACCAAAGAACUUAAGAAGAAGCACUUUCAAGACUAUUUUCUUGGUAGGUAUUUUCUAAAAUUCCCUCUAGAAGCCAAAAGGUAAGAUAAUUAUGUUGAUUUUCAUAGUGUAAACAUCACACAAUUUGACAUUGAGAAAUACUGUGCAGAAACAUUUGUUUUUUUCUGGGGCCUUUUCUUUCUUGUGUUGUUGUUUGUUUGUUUCUUUGUUUUUUUAACUAUACCACGUUUAGUAUCGUUGCUUUCCUAAAUUCCACAUCACAGUUUUUGUAGAAAGCGGGGUCUUUUGUCCUUUUUAUAUUAAUGACCUUCAUAAGCCCAUUCACCUUACAGUCUCUUGUUUUUGUUUAAAUCAUCAUCACAUAUAAAUGUUUCAGUUUUGUUUGUUUGUCUUAGUUAAACUGUCAGUCCUUAUAAAAUUGUGUUCCUCUAAGUACAACUUGUGGAACUUCACUGCUCAAUCCUGCUUGUAUUCUGCUACACCAGCAGGCCCAUGCUCAUAGAAUAUGGUAUUUUUUUUUUUUUAAGAUUUUAUUUAUUUAUUUGACAGAGAGAGACACAGUGAGA
This is a messenger RNA of Neomonachus schauinslandi (Hawaiian monk seal), 2186 nucleotides long. RefSeq names its product synapse associated protein 1 (gene SYAP1). NCBI's taxonomy places the organism in Eukaryota, Metazoa, Chordata, Mammalia, Carnivora, Phocidae. The transcript is spliced from 9 exons. Bases 103 to 1179 code for a protein of 358 amino acids. The record is from RefSeq and is a predicted model, not a curated record. Gene Ontology annotation, cellular component: cytoplasm; synapse.